UCCGGCCUUACGGUGUUUGUGUGAACACAUUUUUGUUGAGGCACACGACAAAAAAUAACCCUCCAAGAUGGUGAAGGGUAAUCAUAUGAUUUCGAAUGGCCACUUCCAUAAGUACUGGCAGCGGCACAUUCGCACCUGGUUUAACCAACCGGCCCGCAAGUACCGCAGGAGACAGAACCGUAUCAAGAAGGCUAAGGCCGUGUUCCCGCGUCCCGCAAAGGGACCGAUCCGCCCGAUCGUGCACUGCCCGUCGCAGCGCUACAACACCAAGAUCCGCCCGGGUCGUGGUUUCACUCUGGCCGAGCUGAAGGGUGCCGGUUUGACCAAGCGAUUCGCCCAGACCAUC
Anopheles cruzii is the source of this 346-nucleotide messenger RNA. Its product is annotated as 60S ribosomal protein L13-like. Gene Ontology annotation, biological process: translation. Gene Ontology annotation, cellular component: cytosolic large ribosomal subunit; ribosome. Lineage: Eukaryota; Metazoa; Arthropoda; Insecta; Diptera; Culicidae. The transcript is spliced from 3 exons. The annotation marks the transcript as partial. Gene Ontology annotation, molecular function: structural constituent of ribosome; RNA binding. The record is from RefSeq and is a predicted model, not a curated record.